AACAACUCAAAGCAGUUGCCUUUUCGAUCCUGUAUUACUAAGAAGGUCGUCUACACAUAAACUACUCCACCAUGGUCAAGUUAUGCAUGUUACUGCUGCUUUCUGUUGCUUCCAUUUUGUUCUCGCAACUGCCAGGGAGCAUAGACGCAGUGCCAGCCCCUGCCCCAGAUUUCGAUUUUAAGAGUUCUACGAAAUCUUUCACAGAAGACGUAUCGUCGGGUUUCAAUAAAGGAGUCACAGCAGUAAACGGUUUUACCAGUAAUUUAUGGAACAAAACCAAAGAAACGUUCUCUUCUAAAGACAAACUUUUAGAAAAACCAAAACAGUGGUGGAAGAAUGUAAAAUCGUUCUUCACCCCAGCAACGACUGCGAUGCCUCCGCGUUUCUGGGAGACAACAUAUUCAAAGGAUUUCUAUGGAGAGAGGGACAAAAGAGAAGCAGAGCCAUACAAGUCGGUAAAAGCACCUUCUGAUCCUGAGGCGCCACGUAUAUAGAAGAUAACCUACACCAGGCAAAAAGGCAGUCCUACAUCUGAGCUUCAUCUUACUGGAAACCCUGUUGAUUCCUUAAUGCGUGUUUAUUUUGUUAGUUAAAUCUUUACAUAAGGAUGAGGAAAGAAUGUCUUGAAAUAAACUGAUAUCGUAAUAUUGCUUAUUAUUCUUUUUUGUCUAUGGUAACAUGUUUUGCUUUAUUACAUCCGCACUGAAAUACUUUUAAGACAAAAAAUACAUUAGGUCAUAUGCAUGCGUGAGGAACAUUUUUGCACAUAGCAAUAUCAUCAAUUGAUGUCUGUUUUAUUAAGGUUGUUCUUAUGUGAUAUCUCACAAGAGACCUAUUAUUAAUAAUAUAUUGUAUAUAAUCAAAUAUCUUGUAAUAAACUAUUUCGGAUAUAAAAUUAUAUUCAUACUCAUUUAUUGACGAGGAAUGACACAAAUAUACUACAUUACUAAAUUUCUAAUACUAUUACAGAAAUAAUACAGAAUUUUUGUAAGUUGUUCACUGAAAUAAAAUUUACAUUAAGUAUAUACACAUAAGACAAUGUUGCAAUUUAGAAACAAAAUGAUUAAAUGAUAUAUAUCCCAAGUUGUAUACAGGUGUAUUACACUUCCUUAUCCUCAUUUGUACUUUUUUUGUCUCAGCCUCAGUAUCUUACAAAGAAGCAAUGCAGUGAGUUUUUCCGUCGUCAAAAAAGAUUUAUUUAUGCGUCCGUUUGGCGUAAAAUGAGAAAGUUUCCCCAAUAUUUACAAACAGAAAAUUGUGGUAAAUACAUUUCGUGAAAUUAAGAAUGAAAAAAUUUAAUUUAAUGU
Gryllus bimaculatus (two-spotted cricket) is the source of this 1307-nucleotide messenger RNA. The record is from the annotation of a GenBank genome assembly. Lineage: Eukaryota; Metazoa; Arthropoda; Insecta; Orthoptera; Gryllidae.